Psilocybe cubensis is the source of this 6501-nucleotide messenger RNA. RefSeq lists its product as uncharacterized. Gene Ontology annotation, cellular component: nucleus. The transcript is spliced from 16 exons. The record is from RefSeq and is a predicted model, not a curated record. Gene Ontology annotation, molecular function: ATP binding; ATP hydrolysis activity; nucleic acid binding. NCBI's taxonomy places the organism in Eukaryota, Fungi, Basidiomycota, Agaricomycetes, Agaricales, Agrocybaceae. Bases 1 to 6501 code for a protein of 2166 amino acids.
AUGUCUGGAAGGGGCGCAAAACCAGAUCUUUCUGGAUACAACUAUGGGGCUAUUUCGUCUCUAGUUCUCACAACCGACAGGUCGGCUUUACCUAGACGAGACAAAGAGCCAGAUGGCGCGCCAGUUUCUCUUGCAGGCAGGAUCGACCCGAAAGACAUGGGCUCGCGGGUCGUCCGACAAGCACCCAAAGACCUCGACAAGAAGAAGAAAAAGGCAGUGGAGGCGGUUGACCCGUCCGAGAAGCUCGCCGCAAAGCGCAGGGCCGAGGCAGCUGGCUUUGGAUAUGCCGACAUCAUAGAGGCCACCCAGGACGUCGAGGGUCUGACAUAUCGACCGCGCACGGCCGAAACUCGUCAGGUCUACGAGCAUAUUCUGUCGUCGGUCCAUACAGCGCUCGGUGGCCAGGCCCAGGACAUCGUGCGGAGUGCUGCCGACACUGUACUCGAGACUCUCAAAAAUGACGCGAUGAAGGAUUUCGACAAGAAGAAGGAGAUUGAAGAGGUACUCGGGCCAGUCACCAGCGAAUCCUUUAGUCAACUCGUCAGCCUUUCCAAGAAGAUCACGGACUAUAAUGCCGACGACGAGACCAUGGCAGACCCUGACGCGGAGCGCAAGGAAGCAGAGAUUGAUGAAGAGGGUGGUGUUGCAGUCGUUUUCGACGAAGAGGAGCAGGAUGAGGAGGAUGACGAAGGGUAUGAGAUUCGGGAAGAUUCCUCCGAUGAGGACGAGGACGAUGAGGAGGAGAAGCCUGAGGGGGACGCCGAAGCAGAAGUCAGGGAGGAAGACAUGGUCAUUGGUGGCGAAGGUUCGAAAAAUGGCAAAGUCAAAACCGACAAAGAUGUCGUAUCCCCGCACUCUAUCGAUGGCUUCUGGGUCCAGCGACAAAUCUCAGAAGUAUAUCCCGACCCUGUCACCGCUGCCGACAAGGCUGCUUCCGUCCUCAGCAUCCUCGGUUCAGAGUCCAGCGCCCGCGACUGCGAAAAUCAACUUAUGGAGCUCUUCGAUUACCAAAGUUUCCAUAUCACCGCAAAGUUCCUCAAGAACCGUGACGUCGUCGUAUGGUGCACCAAACUCAUGCGAAGUGAUGCCGAAGAGAGAGUUAAUGUCGAGGUCGCCAUGCGCGAAAAGGGUCUGGGUUGGAUUCUCCGCGAACUUGCUGGUGACCGUCAGGUAAAGAGCGAGAAGAGGUCAGAUGCUAUGGAAGUCGACGAACCCAAACCAGAGGUCCCCAAAACAGCCACUCUCGCACCAGGGUCAACCGUUCAACCUAAACGCACCGUCGAUCUCGAAAGUAUGGCGUUUGCCCAGGGUGGCCAUCUGAUGUCCAACAAGAAGUGUAAACUUCCUGAUGGCUCUUUCAAGCGCGCGAAGAAGGGAUACGAGGAGAUUCAUGUACCUGCCCCAAAACAGAAGCCCGUGACCGAAGGCGAAUUGGUGGCCAUCUCCAGUAUGCCAGCGUGGGCCCGCGAGGCCUUUACUGUCCCCAAGCUCAAUCGUGUCCAGAGCAAGCUUUAUCCCAUCGCUUUCGGUACUGAUGAACCCAUCUUACUUUGUGCGCCUACUGGUGCCGGCAAGACAAAUGUGGCUAUGCUUACGAUCCUCAAUGAGCUCUCAAAACAUCGCAACGAACAGACCGGUGAAUUCGACCUGGAUGCCUUCAAAAUGGUUUACAUUGCCCCUAUGAAGGCCCUCGUUCAGGAGAUGGUCGGCAAUUUCACGGCUAGGUUGAAGGUAUUCGGAAUCAAGGUCGGCGAACUUACGGGAGACUCUCAAAUGACGAAACAGCAAAUUGCGGAAACCCAGCUUAUUGUUACUACUCCUGAGAAGUGGGACGUCAUUACUCGCAAGCAGACGGAUACGAGUUACACUAACCUCGUUCGACUCAUCAUUAUCGAUGAAAUUCAUUUGCUGCACGACGAACGUGGCCCUGUGUUGGAAAGUAUCAUUUCGAGGACCAUCCGGAGAAUGGAGCAGACUUCUGAGUAUGUCCGGUUGGUUGGUCUUUCCGCGACAUUGCCCAACUACGAAGACGUUGCAACGUUCCUGCGAGUCGACGAAAAGAAGGGACUGUUCUACUUCGACGCGUCAUACAGGCCUUGUGGGCUUCAACAGCAAUUUAUUGGUAUCACGGAGAAGAAAGCCAUUAAACGCUACCAGAUCAUGAACGAGGUCUGCUACGAGAAGGUUCUUGACCAAGCCGGGAAGAACCAAACGCUCGUGUUCGUGCACUCGCGCAAAGAGACCGCAAAGACCGCCAAGUUCUUGCGCGACAUGGCCAUCGAGAAGGAGACCAUUACGCAAUUCGUGAAGCCCGACGGCGCAGUGCGAGAGAUUCUCACGGAAGAGGCAAAUAACGUCAAAGACGCGAACCUGCGCGAUCUGCUGCCCUUUGGCUUCGCCAUCCAUCAUGCCGGUAUGACGCGCGAGGAUCGUGGUGUUGUCGAGGAACUGUUUGCGGAUGGUUCGGUCCAGGUGCUCGUGUGUACUGCGACGCUCGCGUGGGGUGUCAAUUUGCCUGCACACACGGUUAUUAUCAAGGGCACGCAGAUAUAUAAUCCGGAGAAGGGUCGUUGGGUCGAACUUUCGUCGCAGGACGUCUUGCAGAUGCUUGGGCGUGCAGGACGGCCGCAAUAUGAUACAUAUGGAGAGGGUAUCAUCAUAACUAACCACACGGAGUUGCAGUACUACCUGAGCUUGCUGAACCAACAGCUUCCUAUCGAAUCUCAGUUUGUCUCCAAAUUGGCAGACAACCUUAAUGCGGAGAUUGUGUUGGGUACUGUCCGGAACCGGGACGAAGCAGUGCAGUGGUUGGGCUACACAUAUUUAUAUGUCCGCAUGCUCAAGUCGCCAGCUCUGUAUGGUGUUGGCGCCGACUACCAAGAAGACGACGAAGGUCUCAUUCAAAAGCGGGCGGAUAUCGCACACUCUGCUGCGGUUCUCCUCGAGAAGUGCCAACUCAUCAAAUACGAGCGCUCGACAGGCCGUUUCACCAGCACAGAGCUAGGCAGAAUUGCAUCGCAUUAUUAUGUCACAUACAACUCGAUGAUGGUGUACAACCAGCAUUUGAAGCCUACAAUGUCGACUUUGGAACUCUUCCGCGUUUUCGCAUUGUCGAAUGAGUUCAAGUUGUUGCCUGUUCGUCAAGAGGAGAAACUUGAACUUGCCAAGUUGCUUGAGCGAGUUCCUAUACCCGUGAAAGAGAGUGUCGAGGAGCCUGCUGCUAAGAUCAAUGUGCUACUUCAGGCGUACAUCUCCCAGCUGAAGUUGGACGGCUUUGUUCUGGUGGCCGACAUGGUAUUCGUUCAGCAAUCCGCCGGCCGUAUUUUGCGUGCAAUGUUCGAGAUCUGCCUCAAACGCGGAUGGGCUGUCCCAGCAAAAGCCGCCCUUGAUAUGUGCAAGAUGGUAGAAAAGCGAAUGUGGGGUUCUAUGACGCCUCUUCGACAGUUCAAGGGUGUGCCUUCGGAAGUCAUUCGUAAAGCUGAAGGAAAACAAUUCCCUUGGUAUCGUUACUUUGAUCUCACACCGCCGGAAAUUGGCGAGCUUAUCGGUAUCCCAAACGCGGGUCGACUUGUUCACCGUCUUGUCCAUAACUUCCCCAAACUUCAGCUCCAAGCUCAAGUACAACCAAUUACUCGUUCUCUCCUCCGCAUUGACCUGUCCAUCGUUCCUGACUUCCGAUGGGAUGAGAAAAUUCAUGGAUCGGCUGAAACAUUCCUCAUCCUCGUCGAAGAUGUGGACGGAGAAGUGAUUCUUUUCCAUGACAACUUCGUGCUUCGCCAGCGGUAUGCUGAAGACGAGCACAACGUCUCCAUCACAGUACCCAUGUUUGAACCUGUUCCCCCUAACUAUUACAUUUCCGUCAUUUCCGACCGAUGGCUUCACGCCGAAACACGCCUGCCCAUCUCCUUCAAGCACCUGAUUCUUCCCAAGAAAUUCCCGAAACCAACCCCACUUCUUGACCUGCAGAGUCUUCCUUUGUCCGCGCUGCACAACAAGGAGUUUGAAGCGCUUUAUGCCAAUUCAAUUCAAACCUUUAACAAAAUCCAGACGCAAGUCUUCCAAGCCCUGUAUACCUCUGAUGAGAAUGUCUUUAUUGGUGCACCUACCGGUAGCGGCAAGACGAUAUGCGCCGAGUUCGCCCUACUUCGGCUGUGGAGCAAAAAGGAACAAAGUCGAGCGGUUUGCAUCGAACCGUAUCAGGAUAUGGUGGAACUCAGGGUCAAGGAGUGGAAGGCGAAAUUUCAGAACCUCCAGGGCGGUAAGGAGAUUGUCAGUCUCACUGGAGAGACAAGUGCAGAUCUGCGGCUGCUGGAAAUGGGCGACCUGAUUAUCUGUACGCCGACCCAGUGGGAUAUGAUUUCGCGUAGAUGGAGACAGCGCAAGGCCGUCCAGAAUCUCGGUCUUUUGAUCGCUGAUGAAAUCCAGAUGGUCGGAGGAUACGAUGGCCCAAUUUACGAAGUUGUCAUUUCGCGCACUCGUUAUGUUGAGCGACAGACAGGGCACAAGACUCGCAUUGUCGCAUGUGGGGUUUCUCUUGCAAACGCGGAGGAUUUGGGUAAAUGGAUGGGAGCGUCUGAACAUACUAUCUUCAACUUCUCUCCUAGCGCUCGCCCUCUCGACAUGGCCAUUCAUAUUCAAUCUUUCACCAUUAAUCAUUUCCCGUCCUUGAUGAUCGCCAUGUCAAAACCUGCGUAUCUCGCCAUCAAAGAACACUCACCCUCCAAACCAGUCAUCAUCUUUGUUCCUUCAAGACGACAGUGCCAGUUAACUGUCGAUGAUAUCCUGACGCACUGCUCUGCCGAUGACCAACCCGAUCUUUUCCUGAACAUCGAGCUCGAAGACCUGCAGCCACAUCUUGACCAUAUCACCGAUAAGGGCCUUGUGGAGACCCUGAAACACGGUAUUGGUUACUAUCACGAAGCCCUCGACAAGCAGGACAAACGCAUCGUACAACGCCUUUUCGAGUCGGGUGCAAUCCAAGUUCUUGUGGCCUCAAAGGAUACCGCCUGGAGUUUACCUGUUGCCAGCUACAUGGUCAUCAUCAUGGGUGUUCAGUCCUACGAGGGCAAAGAGCAUCGUUAUAUCGACUAUCCCGUCAUGGACGUCCUCCAAAUGAUGGGUAAAGCAUGCCGGCCACUGCAAGACGAGAAUAGCAGAUGUGUACUCAUGUGCCAACAGACUCGCAAGGAGUUCUUUAAGAAGUUCUUGUCAGAGGGUUUGCCUAUCGAGUCGCAUUUGCCAACAGGAUAUCUUCACGAUUAUUUCCUCGCUGAGAUUGCAGUCAAGACCAUCGAGAACAAACAGGAUGCCAUGGACGUUCUUACUUGGACAUAUUUCUACAAGCGAAUGCUUGAAAAUCCCAACUACUAUAAUCUUCACAACACAAGUCAUCAACACGUCUCGGACCAUCUAUCUGAGUUGGUGGAAACAACGCUGAAUGACCUCGUCAAUUCGAAAUGUAUUGCCAUUGAGGACGAAAUGGAUGUGUCUGCUCUCAAUCUGGGCAUGAUCGCAGCCUAUUACAACAUUUCAUACGUGACUGUCGAGGUCUACACGCUGUCGUUGAAAGAGAGAACAAAACUCAAGGGUCUGCUCGAAGUUGUUUCAUCUUCAGCAGAAUUCGAGACCAUUCCCAUCCGCCGUCACGAAGAAUCUCUGUUACGUCGUAUUUAUGACCGCGUGCCUGUCAAGUUGGAUCAAGUCGACUUUGAGGCACCUCACUUCAAGACCUUCUUGCUUCUCCAGGCUCACUUCUCCCGACUACAACUCCCUCCAGAUCUUGCGGCAGAUCAGGUCCUUGUUCUUGAGAAAGUUCUCAACCUCUUAUCAGCGUGUGUUGAUGUCAUGUCCUCGAACGCAUGGCUGAAUGCGCUUGGUGCCAUGGAUCUUUCGCAAAUGUGUGUUCAAGCGAUGUGGGAAACAGAUUCCCCAUUGAAACAGAUUCCUCACUUCGAGCCAGAGGUUAUCAAACGCUGUAAGGAAGCUGGCAUCGAAUCUGUCUACGAUGUUAUGGAGAUGGAAGAUGAAGACCGAACUAAACUGCUGCAGAUGACCCCGGUACAGAUGCGGGAUGUUGCUACAUUUGUGAACUCGUACCCGACACUAGACGUCUCUCAAGAGCUGGUGAAAGGGGAGUAUACUGCCGGUUCCUCCAUCUUCCUCAAGGUUACAUUGGCACGUGACGUCGAUGAAGACGAUGAUCAGACUGAUCAAAGUGUCGUGGCCCCCUUCUAUCCUUCAAAGAAGUUGGCCAACUGGUGGCUUGUAGUUGGUGACUCCGCCAGUCGUCAGCUGUUGGUUAUCAAGCGUGUUACUGUCACGAAGAGCCUGGCUGUCAAAUUGGAGUUUUCUCUUCCUAAAGGAACGCACAAAUUGAAGCUUUACGUCAUCUGCGAUUCAUAUGUUGGAGCCGAUCAUGACAUUGCUCUUGAUCCUAUUGAAGUAGCGGAAGGAGAAGAUUCCGACAGUGACGAGGAUAUGGAUAGUGAUGAGGACGAGUAA